Messenger RNA from Magallana angulata, 3626 nucleotides. RefSeq names its product glycogen synthase kinase-3 beta-like. Gene Ontology annotation, cellular component: axon; cytoplasm; cytosol. NCBI's taxonomy places the organism in Eukaryota, Metazoa, Mollusca, Bivalvia, Ostreida, Ostreidae. Bases 304 to 1545 code for a protein of 413 amino acids. The record is from RefSeq and is a predicted model, not a curated record. Gene Ontology annotation, molecular function: protein serine/threonine kinase activity; ATP binding. Gene Ontology annotation, biological process: signal transduction; negative regulation of canonical Wnt signaling pathway; protein phosphorylation. The transcript is spliced from 9 exons.
CAUCCGUCAUUGUAGCUCACCCAUUGGAAACCAAAUUUGCAUAGCAUUGUGUGAUAUUCACUAUAGAAUUAUUUGGGGUAGACGAGGACAUUCCGACCCCCUGGCUGUGUAUCUAUCACAGCCAAGUGUGUUGUUUUAAGAAAGAAUGAACUAUUCCUUUGGAGUUUUGAAGAGAUUUUUGUGAUUCCGUGUAAGACGAAAAAAAUAUCCGUCAGGUUUCACGAGCGCCAUUGGGAGAUGUAACAUAAAGCUUAGGCUGUACUUUUACAAAGUACGUUUUAAUGACUGUGUUUUAAAAAGACAAUGAGUACGCGUCCUCGGACCACGUCGAUUGCUGAGGGUGUUAAAUCUGGUUCUAACGCUCAAUUUGGAGGGAUGAGGACCAUAAAUAAGGAUGGCAGCAAGAUAACAACAGUGCUGGCCACAGCUGGGUCUGGCUCCGACAGAACUCAGGAAGUUUCUUAUACAGAUGCUAAAGUCAUUGGAAAUGGGUCUUUUGGGGUUGUUUAUCAAGCCAAAUUAGUAGAAUCAAAUGAACUUGUAGCAAUAAAGAAAGUAUUGCAAGACAAAAGGUUCAAGAAUCGAGAAUUACAGAUCAUGAGAAAGCUAGAGCAUGUUAACAUAGUCAAGCUGAAAUACUUCUUUUAUUCUGCUGGUGAAAAGAAAGAUGAAGUGUUCUUAAACCUGGUGUUGGAAUAUGUACCAGAGACAGUUUAUAGAGUAGCAAGGCAUUACAGUAAAUCGAAGCAAACUAUACCAGUUCUUUACAUUAAGCUUUACAUGUACCAGUUAUUUAGAAGUCUAGCCUACAUCCACUCGCAAGGUGUGUGCCAUAGGGAUAUCAAACCUCAGAACUUAUUGUUGGAUCCUGAAACUGGUGUUCUUAAGCUGAUUGAUUUUGGAAGUGCAAAAGUGUUGGUGCGUGGAGAACCCAAUGUGUCGUACAUCUGUUCACGUUACUACAGGGCUCCUGAGUUGAUUUUUGGUGCUUCAGACUACACCUGUCAGAUUGAUGUAUGGUCAGCUGGAUGUGUUUUGGCUGAGCUGUUGUUAGGACAACCCAUUUUCCCUGGUGACAGUGGUGUUGACCAGCUAGUGGAGAUAAUCAAAGUUCUUGGAACUCCAACAAGAGAACAGAUCAGAGAAAUGAACCCAAAUUACACUGAAUUCAAGUUUCCCCAAAUUAAAGCUCACCCUUGGACAAAGGUAUUCCGGCCAAGGACGCCUCCAGAAGCAAUUCAGCUUGUCAGUCGCCUUCUGGAAUAUACUCCCUCUGCUAGGAUCUCCCCAUUGGAGGCAUGUGCCCACACCUUUUUUGAUGAACUAAGAGAUCCUAGCACCAGGUUGCCCAAUGGCAGAGAAUUACCACCUUUGCUGAAUUUUACUCCACAAGAACUAGCAAUUCAGCCUAACCUGAAUUCUGUCCUUGUACCUCCACAUGCCAGAAACGCAAGUGAUCCUGGAGCAGUAACUGGAGACACCAACCCCGGCACUGAUGGAGGCACCACGCAGGGUGCCACAGCUGCCACAGAACAACCUGUGUGAAGUUCUAGUCAUGCUAGGGCUUCUCUCUUCACAAGCAAACUGACUGUUAUGAUAACAUUUCGUUGAUUGAAAGUUUAUUGUAUGUUAUCUAUGGGAGUUUCAGCCAGAGACAUAUUAUUAUGGUCAUCCUAAGCUGUUGCAAGCUUUUCAUUUUCACAAACAAAUCUGUGAUUUGUAUAUUCAUGUCUCAAAUAGACUCAGUGAAAUCUGACUGAUUGCUAAGUGAAAGGAACAGUGUUUCUGAUAUUUCCUUUGCUUGUUCAACAGAUACCAAAUAUAAACCUAAUGGGGCUCCCUUGUGGAAUUUUAUUGUGAUGAAAAAGUUUUUUUUUCUUAAACCUUACAAUUGUGGAAGAACUUGUGCCGGUGUAGUGAAAGUUGUAAAAAAGAAUUGGCGAAGCUUGGGAUUUCCGUUUCAACUACUCCCAUUACAGACAUUUGCUCGUUUUACAUUGGAGAUUAUAUUAAUGCCCUAUUGUCAACUGCAUGUUUAGUGAUGAUGGUUAUAUUUAGUCUUAUUUAAGAUCAAUAUCGAGUAGAGGAAAGCUGAAGCUAUUAGACGUUUUCUUUUGAUUUGAUAUUAUAUAUGUAAAGUCAUGAAAGCUGUAAAACUAAAGUGUAAAUUUUUCUUUAAUAAUUUACAAUGGAUUUAUGAGGUUUUACAAUUUCUGCGGACAAAUGUAAGCUUCUUAUAAAUAAUACGGUAACACACUGCACAAAAUUAGUUGGUGUCAUCUCUUGUAGACUUGAGUACGUGUAUAAUGAACUCUACUGCUCUGAACUAUCUUUUUGUUUAAACAUGUAACAGCAUCAUUGAAACAGAUAUAUGACAACACUUGAAUCUAUUCUAAGGUACGUUUCAGGUGUUUUGAUAUUCAGGCUGAUUGGAUGAGUACAGGCUACAUUAGUUUCUGUACUGUAGAAAAAGGCAUUUCACUAUUGAAAAUUUUAACAAGUGGUUGUAUGAAUGUGUGCGAGUUCCUCUGAGUUUAUGUGUGAGUUGUCCAUUUUAUGUUGGGUGACAAGUAGGCAAGAUAUUUAUAGGCCUGUUUUAAACUGAAUCAACAGUGUAUUUAGUCUUGUUCGUAACUUAAUGUAUUAGUGUAUAAUCAUUGUUUUUAUUGUUUAUAUACAUUUAUAUUGUUAUUGACUGCAACUGACCUCAUUCAGAUGAUAAAAACACAAAAAUGACUUUAUAUAUCAAUUUUCUAAGACUGUAGUUUCCUUUAUUCAAGUUAAAGAUUUUUUAAUAAUGUAAAUAUUAUCUGAGAAAGACUGUAACUAUACAACUUUAUAAAUGUAAGUGAAGGCAUGUAAUGAGAUCAGUUUGCUUACUUCUUUAUUUCUUAUCAUAUUUUUAUGUCACAGAUCUUAAAAACACUAAACAUAUCUAGUCGUUUUACAAGGAUGAAAAAUAUCUGUUUCAAUGUACUCAAUCUCCCUCCCUCCCCCUUUUAAUAAAAAAUUAAAGCUGGAAUUCAGAAACAUUUUAUUGAAGGAAUUAAAUUCAUUUUAGUAUUUUCCUAUAGUUUUAAAAUACUGUAAUUGGUACAAAUUGAUUACUAACAGCCCAGAAAACCUAACUAUGACCAUAAUUUCUUCUACAUAAAGAUACAGUUCACAGUUUGUUACUUUUAUGUGUAUGUACAGAUGUAUGCAGUGCUUGCCCAACUCUGGCAAUCGAAAUUUUAAAGACAAUGAUAUUCUUGGAACAAAAUUGUCAACAAUUGAGAGUUUCACAGGGAAAUGUUUUUCCAUUUCUUUAUAUAAUAUCAGUGGACAAUGUGUACUAGGCAUUUGUGAGAUGGAUGUGUUCACACACAUUUUAUUCUACAGUAGUGUCAAGGAUUUUGCAUGCUCUGUAUCAUAGCUUUCAAUGUUUCAAAAUGGGUUUCGUCCUUCAUCGUUUUCUUCACCAAGUGAACAUGAUGCAACAUCAGUGCGAGUGUUAAUGCCAUUUGUAGAUAUAAACUUUGAACAUGUUAACAAGAAUGCUAGAGCUCUGCAUCUUUUACAAUAAACAUGAUUACAAAUUGUUCUGGAAUACAAGUUUAACUUAGAAUAAAUGACUGAAAAGUUCA